This is a messenger RNA of Telopea speciosissima, 1715 nucleotides long. Its product is annotated as CMP-sialic acid transporter 2-like. The transcript has 16 exons. Gene Ontology annotation, cellular component: Golgi membrane. Gene Ontology annotation, molecular function: pyrimidine nucleotide-sugar transmembrane transporter activity. Lineage: Eukaryota; Viridiplantae; Streptophyta; Magnoliopsida; Proteales; Proteaceae. The record is from RefSeq and is a predicted model, not a curated record. Gene Ontology annotation, biological process: pyrimidine nucleotide-sugar transmembrane transport. Bases 160 to 1224 code for a protein of 354 amino acids.
GGGGAUAUUUUACGUUUCAUAGUGCCUAAAAGAAAAAACUGAAUUACAGAGCAUCAUCACUUCUUAAGUGGAAGCAGCAAGUAAAGAGCGUCAGAGACUGGUUGGAGAUCUUGAAAACAUUCUCUUUGUAAAUUGCAUUUCUGCCAUUCUUCAUUCGCAAUGGAGUACCGGAAAAUCAAGGAUCAGGAUAAAGAUGGAGAUGCAGUUGAAGAUGAUAUAGAGAGCUCACAUGGAAAGCCUCCUUCUGAUGGACCCAUCAAUAGUGUAGCCACCUUGGGGGCUAGCUUGAGCAACCGUCCCAAAUGGAAGCUCAAGUCUAUUGUUACAAUUACCUUAACUGUGCUUACAAGUUCGCAGGGAAUAUUGAUUGUCUGGUCUAAAAGAGCUGGAAAGUAUGAGUACAGUGUGACGACUGCAAAUUUCUUGGUGGAGACAUUAAAAUGUGCAUUGUCACUUGCAGCCCUAGUAAGAAUCUGGAGACGUGAGGGUGUUACUGAAGAUAACAAGCUGAGUACAUCAUUCAAUGAGGUUUCUGUUUACCCUAUUCCUGCAGCACUCUACCUUAUUAAGAACUUACUUCAGUACUAUAUUUUCGCAUAUGUGGAUGCUCCUGGCUACCAAAUACUGAAGAACCUGAAUCUUAUCAGUACUGGAGUGUUAUACCGCAUCAUUCUAAAGAAAAAGUUAAGUGAGAUUCAGUGGGCAGCUUUUAUUUUGCUAUGGGCAGGAUGCACUACAGCACAACUUGAUUCUUCUUCUGAUCGUGUUCUUCAAACUCCUUUUCAAGGUUGGAUAAUGGCCAUUGUCAUGGCACUUCUAAGUGGCUUUGCAGGUGUCUACACAGAGGCUAUAAUCAAAAAGCGUCCCUCACGAAAUAUAAACGUACAGAACUUCUGGUUAUAUAUCUUUGGGAUGAUCUUCAAUGCUAUUGCUAUUUUCACUCAGGAUUUUGAUGCAGUCAUCAACAAGGGAUUCUUUCAUGGUUACUCAUUGAUUACCACUUUCAUGAUUCUCAACCAUGCACUCAGUGGAAUUGCUGUAUCGAUGGUGAUGAAGUAUGCUGAUAAUAUUGUGAAGGUUUAUUCUACAUCUGUGGCGAUGCUACUCACUGCUUUUGUGUCUGUUUUUCUCUUUGGGUUUCAUCUCUCCCUUGCCUUUUUCCUCGGGUCAAUGGUAAUAUCUGUCUCGGUGUACUUGCACUCAAUUGGGAAGUUGCAAAGAUAAUAGUUUUCUCACCAUUUCUUCCCUGAAGUUAGAGCUUAAAGUUACAAUUAACUCAAGGUCUAAAGGCUUGUUAAUUCAGGGGUUAGGUUCCAACAUCAAUGCUUUGUGGGCUGUGCAAGUUUAUGAAGGAUUAUCAUGAAUAUUUAUCUAUAGUUACAGAGAUACUAUGAUGGAUGGUGCUCUUGAUGCAGUUUCAUCUCCAAAUGCGCAGCAUGGACUGACACAUACCAAACCCAUCACUUCAUGGAUUGUCUAUGGAGAGCUUUUCUGGUUGUAAAUGGACUUGAUUGCAUAGUUACUGCCCUCUUAUCUCAUUCUACUGAUAGCUCACCACAUUUCUAUCUUUCCAGAAAUACUGUAAAGCAAUGGAUCUGAUGGCCUGAUAAUACCAAAUUGAAUUCAAAAUUUUGUUGGUUCUACCCAUUUUAUGGUAGUUCUACAGUCAUUCUAUGUAUCCUUCUUUUGUGCUAUAAAUGUCUGUCAUCCAAUUA